GACAUGAUUAUUGCUUCGUUGUUAUUAUUGGUUCAAUUGUAUUUAAGCACUGGAAAGUGGAGGAAAUGCCGGUGAAAAUCCUCCAUAGAAUAAAUGAAUUAUCAGAUCAGAAUUCACAUAUAGCCAAGCAUCCUGGCUCUUUGCAAACGCCAUCCAUCGAGCCAAGAUCGUAAUAUACCUCUAAAUGAUCCUACUACCACUCUGUAGAUUCACAAUAGAAGAUUCUUUUCGGUGUAGAAGUACGAAUGAACGAAUCAACAUCAGGAACAAAUUUGUCAUACCCUUCAUUCCCCUCUUCCACAUCGGCACUUACCCAAGCCAACCUCGGAGAUACCCAUAUCAAAUCUCCUUGAGUUUCCUCUUAGCUAAAAUUAACGGAUCUGAAGUUCCCCCUCUGAGAUAACUAGCGUUCUGCAAUUGUUCCAGAGGAUUCUCUUUAGUAAUUUGUAGACAACCAAUGUCCAGAUUCACAUACAAGUCUUUGAAUCCAUCAUCCUGACUGCCAUGAAGCAUCUCUAUUUUGACACAUUGUGGAGAGAUUGAGGCUCAUUCACUUGAAGAUAGCAUGUGAAAAACGCCUAAUGCCAAUGUCCACUGGUUAUUUAAGUCUUCGAUGGAACCUGUUUUGAAAAUUUCCUCUUUCCUUCCACAAACUCAACCGCAUUCCUUUUGAUAAGUGUCUCUCCUCCUCUUUGAUUUAGAUCGUCUGUUUAUCUUCGUACAUUUUGUACAUCACUUUCUUUCAUACAAACAUACACUCCUUUAGUACAGCAAGGCUUCACCAUCUUUCAACAUGCAGUCUCUUGCAGUUUCGCUCCUUUGCGCUUUUUCGUGCUUGGCCUCAAUGACCAGUGGUUACAAGUUGGUUCAUAAUUAUGAUCAUACCAAUUGGUUCACUUCCUUCAUCUAUGAGGAUGCCGCCGACCCAACCAAUGGAAACGUCAACUAUGUCUCUCUCGCUGAUGCUCAGAAGCUUGGUUUGACCAAGGUCAUCGGUAAUCAAGUUUACAUGGGCGUUGAUAAUACUACUGUUCUCUCCGACAAAGUCAAUGGAAAGCGCAAUAGCAUUUGGGUUGAAUCUGUUCAUGAGUUUACUCAUGGUAUUCUUAUUGGUGAUUUCGCGCACAUGCCUGGUAGUGAUUGUGGAACCUGGCCUGGUUUCUGGACAAUUAGAAACGGUGACGGCCCUUAUGGUGAAAUGGACAUUCUCGAAGGAUCCAACGACAUCACUCAAGCUUUCAUCUCUCUCCACACCGAGAACGCCUGUAGCUUCAACUCUCCUAAGUCUGCCGAGCUCGGAACUCUUAACAACGGUAAUACCGACUGUAAAUUGUCCAACGGCGCAGGAUGUUCUGUUGAAUCGACUGCUAACUCUUACGGUACCCCUUUCAACAAGAAUGGUGGUGGUAUCUAUGCCAUGCAAUGGACCUCUAACUUUAUCCGAGUCUGGUUUUUUGCACGCAGCAAGAUCCCAGCCGAUAUCACCGCUGGCACUCCAGACCCAACAAAGUGGGGAACACCUACAGCAAACUUCGAUAGUGCGGAUGGUGGUUGUGAUAUUGAUGCUAAUUUCCCUGCUCAGACAGUCGUAAGUCUUGUUCUUUCUUUUAUGCAUCUUAAGUUCUACUGCUUCAAACUUCCUCUUCUCCUCCCUUAGCCCUACUCUUUCCCUCUUCAUUCCCGAUUCCACCAAACUGACUCCCACUCUAGUAUUUCGACACCACUUUCUGCGGCGCAGGAGCUGGUGGCCAAGCCUGGUCCGACUGGUCCGACUGCCCCGCAAAGACCGGCUACUCCACCUGUCAAGAGUACGUCGCCAAGGUUCCCCACGCCUUCGAUGACGCAUAUUGGCUUGUCAACUCGGUCAAGAUCUACCAAUAGACUUGACAAUUCGUUCUCCUCCUCUUCUUCUUUGUUCGUUUGCAUUCAUCUUCGUCUUCAUCACAUAUAUCGCGCGACCCUCCAACUUUAGGAUUUUUAGCAUACUGGUACUUGUUAUAAGUGUGAUAUGUAUGAAUGAGAUGAAAUGGAUAGGAUCUAUAAAAGCAAGACGGGAGUCGAGGAGUUAUUUCAUUUAAACAAAAGUUGUGAUUUCGAGUGCAUCGCAUUGCACGGAUUUCGGAUGAGUUUAUGGUGUUAUCAUGUUCAUAAGGGAGGACCGUUCGAUUUCUUUCUACUUCUGUGACUUCUAAGAUGUGUUCUUUCUGAUUGCAUUGUGGAGGUUGGUUGGUUGAUAGUUAAUUGUAUUCUGCUUCCCACGUUUUAUAUUGCCAAAAUUUGAUUGUGAUACA
This is a messenger RNA of Botrytis cinerea B05.10, 2291 nucleotides long. RefSeq lists its product as hypothetical. Gene Ontology annotation, molecular function: hydrolase activity, hydrolyzing O-glycosyl compounds. Gene Ontology annotation, biological process: glucan catabolic process. Bases 794 to 1657 code for a protein of 287 amino acids. Lineage: Eukaryota; Fungi; Ascomycota; Leotiomycetes; Helotiales; Sclerotiniaceae. The record is from RefSeq and is a predicted model, not a curated record. The transcript is spliced from 3 exons.